AUGUUCAUGUUACGGGUUCUAGUUGCUAGCCUGCUUGCACUGCUUAGCGAUCCCUCCAGCUACUGUCCGGAGAUCAUGAUCAUCAUCCAGACGGGGCGCUUGUCUGAGGGGCACUUGAUGAACGUCAUGUUGCAGAUGUUGGUACUGCAUGGAUUCGACGAUGGCAAGGUGAAGGACCGUGCCGUGCAACUAAGACAAGUUUUGACUGCAGCAGCUUGCAUGGCAAGCGAUGAGAACAAGAAAGUGUGCCAGGCAUCAGCUGUGCUGUUUCAGUGCGUCGAAGAUAUGGUGGAAUCCAUGGACGAGUACGGCAACUUUCGCAAGCUCGUCGAGGUCCCAUGGGUUGAUUCGGUCCCGUAUUUCCCUGAGCUGGACAAGCGCGCUAUGCGAAGCCUCAAGAACGAUUAUUUUUCGGCUGCAAAUGGUGGCAGCCUCAUCGUGGCCAUUCUGAAUCGAGUACUUCCGGCUCUGAGGCAAUCGUAUGGUGCUGAUGGCGCCAUCUUGCUAUCUGCUAACAUGGCGGACGCCUACUUAACCGUUCCGCAAGACAAGCCAACCAUAGUUACGUUAGGCUAUGGGGGGUCGUAUGCUUUGGAUUACAUGUUACCGGGGCAACGUGCGGGUUCUAAAGGGUGGUUCAAUGCCUUCACAAUUUUUCUGGUUGAUAAUGCCGGUGCCGAGUUGUGGCGGGGCUGUGAGGCCCUUUAUCGCUUGAAGUCCCGUGAAGGUGAGCACGACCCAGUGCCCAAUGCGGGCAUGUUGCAUGUAGAUGACACCCUAGCGUCAGAUUUGCGGAACCGGCUUGAAAGUGUUCUUGAGGUGAUCAAAUCAAAAUACAAGGUGUCAGCAGAGAUGAUGAUUCAGGAAGGCGAUGAGAUCUUUUUCUUGAAACGGAAGCAUGUGCUUUCGAGUGAUGGUGUGCUGAUUAUUCGUCGUUCCACCAAGCAUUUGAGCAAGCUUCUUGAUAUGCUGGGACUUCAGAAUGCUGCCAUCAAGCGUACCCCACUUCCUUCGUGGAGCAACGAGAACCUUCGUGAUGACGGCGAAUGUUCGAACGACACUUGUGUGCGGCGGUUUCGCGCCACAAGUUUGUCUUCAGCUGAUCAAGCUACCUUCCGCAGUGCUGUAGGUGUACUUAUGAAUAUGAGCCAGAAUUGCGGCGACUUGCAAUUCGCUAGUCGACUGCUGUAUGCCAAGGGCACUGCAGGCUAUGCGCCAUCGAUGCCUGAGAACUUAGCAGAUUUGCAGACGAAAGCUCUGAAAGCUGAUCGUAUCCGGAUCGUGCUGCAAUCAGUUCCGCUGUGCGAGCGGUUCGCGCGUACAGAGGUCCCGCUUCAAGGCUGCCGGGGAGACACCUUGAGCGGUUACGGCCUCCUCGGCUUUGCAGUUUUCGCAAUCUUUUGCAUGAUCAUGUGGAUUGUUUUGCGAUUUUGCCGUGCACAUGUGCCUGCUGAUGAGAUCCAGCCUGAGCUUGAGCCAGAUGUGUCAGACCCUGGCGGGGACAGCAGCAGCGAGUCCUCUGAUGUUCAUGAUUCCACCGCUGCCGGAUCCAACGAUGUGCCUGUGACGGCAAUUGUGCCGGUGCCAAAGCAGGCUCCAGCCCUGCCUCCAGCAACGGUCACCGUUCGCCAUGAUCCGAAUGAUUUGUUUGUGUACUAUACGCAGUAUGGCGAGUGCAUGCAUUCUUUGAGGGAUUGUCGUGGACUUCGCAGUGCCCGCCGAAUUUUCGGAGAUCCGCUUCAUGUUGUGCUUCGCGUACGGAUGCUUUGGCGGGGUGUUUGUGAUUUACGUGCCCACUGGGACUGCCUGUGCGGUGUAAAGUUCUGGCAACCCUGUGAGCGAUUCUUGCUAACCGCUACGGACCUCGCCAUGGUGCCAUUAUUGGAAUGGGCGGCAGUCGUGUUGGCGCGGUUGAUCUGUUCAGGCAUCUCACCGACAAUUCCGGGUCGAGUGACCCUGUAUUUCGGAUCACGUGCUGCGCCCUCCGGGCAAGUCGCUGGUGGUGUCAAGUUGCGCAACUCAGCAGGUGUGGAGACAGUUCAGAACUUUGAGCUGCAAUGUGCUCCUCCGGAGCCUCUGGAUCCUUCGCUGAUGACAGCUGCACAGUGGGCAACAGCAAUCAUAGAAGGAUGCAGCUCUGGCGUGGCCAAAGGCCGGAUGAUUGGCGACAGCUCUUCGAAGAUCACUUGUUACAAGCACUACCCGGACAUCGAGGCUCUGGACUCUGAGGUGCGCAGCAACCUUCACUUCCUGGCCGUGGGGGAGACGAACGGUGCAGCUACUGACCUUGUCCCUUCUACAGCUGCAGGCUUAGUCAGGAGCUUCUGGGUGGUGCCCAUCGACGGAAUCUCAACUGGGUGGUGGGCUAUCAGUCAAGCGCUGGACGGACCGCAGCCCGUGGAGCCGUGUCCGGACCUGAUCAGGGGGAGGAAUUCUCGUGAGAUGUAUCCCUGUUCUGUGGGGCUUUCUGGCCGUUGGUGGUGGUUCCAUCUUUCCCCUUCUGGUGCUGGCAAAGGCUGCAGUACUCCCGUCAACUCCAACAAGAACCGGAAGUCUGAUAUCAAGAGCAACAACGUUGCGACUUUCUGCUCCAGCGCCCCCGACGGCUUCCUUUGCCCCAUUGUGUGCAAGAACCGUCGGAGACCUUUGGGAGAGGUCCAGUGUGAGGAUGGUUUAUGGUCCAUCACCUUGAAGUGCCGACCUGCCGAGAAGGUCUGCUUAUCUGGCGUGUCACAGGUGUAUGUUGAUAAGGAUGGGCAGAGUCUGCAGCUAUCCGGCAUAAUUCCAGACGGGAGAUCGGAAUGUGACCUCUUCACCCGAAAGGGAAAGAAGUGUGGAGCCCUCUGCGCCACGCGAGGCGAUGUCUCAACGGGGCAGGUCAAGUGCAGAAGAAGUGGCGGCAGACCCGCCGCAUGGGAGGCACUGCGAAGCUUUCAGUGCCAACCGGCCAUCACGGACGGGCUGGUGAACCAACCCAGGAUCUUCUCUUUCCAGCCCGGCAGCGGCAGCCUUCAGAUCAUAGCGGACCUGGUCAGGGAUCCCUCGAAAGUGUUGUCUCCAGUGGAGAUGUUCUAUUUCCGGGAUCCGACUGGCACAUUGACCUGUACCACCGCGCAGAAUGUCCUGGAGCUGACGAGGAACAGCCAAGAUGACGAGCCCGACGAGCCGGACGAGGACCAGGAAGAUGAGGGCGCAGAGGGCGGAUGGGAUUCCUGUGAAGCCGACUCAGAUUUCGAGCUCCAGAGCGGCCAGUGCUUCCCGGACAUCGCUGAGGGCGGCGAGUGCGCAUCUUGCUCGGGCCUAGAUCUGGAGAAUCGGGAGUGCUGGUCCAACAGCACCCGCAGUCGUGACUGUGGCAACAACCCACGAAGCGGCGACUACCUGAGCUGCACCUUCACUGGUCAAUUUGCAGGGAAGGCAGAGGUUUGCUUUGCGAAGCCGCCAGAGGGCUUCUGUGUGAAAAAGGUCUGUGCCAUGCACGGCAACCAAAAGUCAUGCAGGUCAUACAACCCUCCGAGCUCUGCGCAAUUCUGCGCCGGGCAGGUGGAAAUCCAGGAACCCAUCGACCAUGUGGUGAUUCGCUACGCUUGUUGCAACCCAAAUCUUGUGACUGUCAUGGGCAGCUGCGGUGGUGGCAUCUACAGUUCUGGACGAAGACUGCAAAGCGAUCCGACCGCCAACGUUCAGAUCAUGCCAGGUGCAGAGAACCGCGCUGGCACCUCCUGGGGACUCCCUGCACCUGUUGCGUGUGCUCCGAUAUCCCUGGCCAAUGAGCUCAACAAAGAUCAAUAUGAGAUUCCCGAGAAGUGUUCCCGUCUGAUGCCUGGGGAGAGCUGCGAAGUGGGCUGCAGCUCCAACUACAUCUUGCAAAGGAAGCCAGACCAGGGGAUCUUUACCUGCGAUCUUGGGAUGGACAGGCCACCUACCGGCACCUUCCCCGAAUGCAAGCUGAAGCCGACUGGGCAGAACGUGGUUGCUGGGCUCAAUGCCCAGCAGGCGCCCACAACGACUACAACGACCAUACCAGCGCUCUGUCAGGCCUGUGUGGAUAUUGGUAACUUCAACGACGCGCGCUUCGAGCAGUGUCGGUUUUGGGGCGACCCGCACAUCACGAAGAGCUGGCGACCCAAGUCGCGGUUCAACUUCCAAGACACGGGCAUCCAUCGCUAUGCCCGCACGAACCAAUGCGCCGGGAACUUCGAGAUCCACGUCUUCCAGUGUCAGUACAACAACGGGAGGAAUGCAGUUGCCACAGGGGUUGCUGCCAGGAUGAAUGGGGGCGAGACCAUUUUCAUCAGCGAUCGCCGCGUUGAAUCCAGUGGAGGCAUAUACGUUGAGCCAGACGCUGGGGCUAUCUUGAACGACAAGACGGGCGUGAAUGUGCAGAGUCAGGAUGAGUGUGUCUUCUUCAAUGUGAAUGUGAAGCAGAUCACCAAACAGCCAGGCUUCCUGCACAAUUUCAAGCUGAGUAUGUUGGCGGAGGACAUUACUGCGGAUGGCAUUUGUGGAGCUAUUGAUCUCAAAUCCCAGUACAUUGACCCGAACUCCUCGCAAAUGAUCUUCACGCCGCAGCAGCACGAGUACUUGUGCAACCAGUGCAUGGGUGCAGGUGCCACUCCACCUCGCGGCUGCGUGCCGGACUCGAGUUCCCCGGCGCCAGCAGCAGGGAGCCUGCCACCAGGCUGCGAUUUCGUGGCGCCACUGACCGGCACCGAUCAGGUGUGCACAGCAGACGAUGACCCACGUUACGCCCAGCUGGAGGACAAUAGUCAGAAUUGCGUGGUCUAUGCUGUUCUGAGAAGGAGAAAGAGCUGCAAUGACUUCUGCCAGGAGAGGGGCAGCAUCUGUGUGGACGCCAAGGACAAUUAUAGACGGCCUUGCGUACUUGACGAGGGCAAAUACCAGGCUGGAGAACGGUGCUCCGGAAAGUCACUGAAUGACGUCAUGUGUGUUUGUCGGAAGCCGGACAACCCGGAGCCUGGCACGACAGCCAUCGAAGCCUGCACAACCGGCGAUGUCACUCUUCAGCAGGCAGAGGCCCUCUGCAAAGCCAAUGACUUCCUCCAGGGUGCCGCCUGGCCCCCACGCUAUGAGGAGCCCGGGCUUGUGACCACCACCGAGCAGGAUGAGCUGGAUGACAUGCUCAAGGACUGCAUGAUCGACGCCUGCAGUGGAGGUACGGAAGAUGCCGCCAUCUUAGCCCAGAACCUGGUUACGGAAAACCCGCAGGUGCCGGUGCGGUCCUGUGCUUUUACUGAAGGGAGGCAAUAUGAAGUGGGCAGCGGUGCGUAUCCCUGCAGCUGCGGAGGAGUGGAGUGCCAGAUCGGGGAGGUAUGUGUAAUCUCCAAUGACACAGGCAGCUGCGAGCUCCUCACUACCACAGCAACGGUGACAACGUUUACAGUGACUUCUUCUGCGACGAGCACCAGCAGUACCAUCAGCACGUUCACAUCCUCUUCUACAACGAGGACACUCACGCGCAGCUCUACCACGACCCUCACGACAUCCAGUCUGUCAACUUCCUCAACUUCCAGGACCUUGAGUAUCACUUCUACGACUUCACUCUCAGCAACCGGCACUACGUCAACCUCGACGACGUCCGGCACGUCAAGCUCUACCACAGCCACCGGAACCUCGACAACAACCACUUCCAUCUCUAGUACUGCCACAUCUACGAGUGGGACGUCUAGCACCACAGAAACCAGCACGAGAAGCUCCACAAGCAAAACCACCUCUUCCACCUCCUCCGCAACCUCGACAGCAACCACCGCAACGGUCACCACGACAAGUUUUACAUCCACCCAAUCCGAAACCACAGUGACUUCGACUUCAAGCACCGCCACAUCUGUGACCGCGUCUUCCACCUCCUCUACAACGGCAAGCACUAGCACAACAACGGCUACAAGUACUUCCACGAUCACGGUGACGUCUUCAACCACGUCCAGCAGCAGCAGUGCAACUUCCAGCAGCUCCUCUUCAACAGCGACCUCAACGACCAGCACAUCCUCCACACGCACCUCCUCGUCGAGUUCUUCCACUAUCACAUCUUCUACCUCGACCUCAUCCACAAGCACUACAAGCUCGAGCUCGUCCUCUUUAUCAUCUACGACAUCAACGACUGUAACAAUGUCAAGCACCACAAGCACCGGCAGCACAACUUCUGCAACUUCGACGGUCACCACUAGUUCGACUUCCACCAGCACUUCGUCCACUUCAUUGACGUCCACUUCAUUGACAUCGAGCAGCUCAACAAUAUCAACCACAUCUCUCACACAGACCUCCACCACUAGCACCACGGCCACAACGACGCAAACGUCCACAACAUCAGCGUCGUCAACCUCCAGCAGUGUAACGGGCACGACCAGCAGCAGCACAAGCAGCUCCACAACUGGAACUUCCACAUCAAGCUCCCUAUCUUCUACCAGCUCAACGCUGUCAACCAGCACGUCCGCAACUGCCACCACAACUUCCAGGUCCAUGACCUCUUCAACAAUAACAACGCUGACAAACACAUUGACAGGAACCUCCAGCACGAUGACGAGUUCCAGCACCAGCACCACGUCUUCUACAGUCACUACCAGUGUGACCUCAACAUCAACUCGAUCAAUGACGGGAACAUCCACAACCAGUCGCACACAUAGUACCACUACUAGGACUGUCACAACCACCUCAGCAAGCACGACGAGUUCCACCACCACGAUCACGGUUUCAACCACCUCCACCUCGGCGACGACUUCUACUUCGCGUACAAGGACUUCAUACACGACGUCAACAACAACAACGAGUGCUACUGUUACCUUCGUCAACACCCUGGCGUGUGGCCCUUGGAAUCCCUCUGGCGGAGGUGUUGUUCUUGAGUGGGACGGUGGAGACCUGUCCGUGGAUCUCCUCAACGAUGGCAACGGCUGGGAGUGGAGGGUCGACAUGCGCAAGCAAGGGGAAGGCAAUGACUGGUUCUUUGUUGGUCACUGCUCAGACUUUGCGUUCACCUCCUGCGAAGUGUGGUGUCUGGAACCUGGAGCGACAUACGAUGUUCGAGUUCAGCUGGCAUCAACAGUUCCAGAGCUGAUGAUCUACGACAUCUUCCUGAGCGUGGUCCGCGUGCCUUACAUACGAGCAGGUAUGCCUGAGGACUUGACGGUCCUGGAACCCAUGUCCAGCUCACUGCUGAUAUCCUGGAAUGCAUCGAGCCAGCAGGGAAACUGCACUUUUCGAGCCUGGCAAGUUGAGAUCCGCGAUCCCAGUGGUGCAUGGACAAAGGACCCUCCUGCGUGCACGUCCCUGAGUUCCUUCGACGAGCCUUCCUGUACAAUCAUCAACUUGCCCUGCCAAACGGCUCACAUCAUCCAGGUCCGUCAGCUCUGUUGGAAUGACGAGUCGACGUCGGAAUGGAGCCGGCCCAUUGCAGGAAGCACCUUAGUAACCAUUGGGCCGAACUGCCUGCAAGCUGCCACCCUGCCAUCAAGCCUGGCCGCAACUUCUCCAGCCGAAGGACGGUUGGACAUGAGCUGGACAGCUGGGUCGCAGGAGGAUUCCCAGUUUAUCACGUGGAACGUGGAGCUCUACAAGACCACAUUUGCCGGCGGACAACCCGACCCAGACGCAGAGAGGCAGAUCGACGGCGUUUGCCAAGGACUGCUUGAUCGCACAGUGACCACCUGCGAAAUUGCAGGUCUCAGCUGGGGGAUGUACAGCUUUGCGGUCCAGGAAGUCAGUUCUCUGCCUGCAACUAGCUCGCCUCUCAGCGCUAUCAGUGGCGCGACCUGGGUGGCCCGGAUUCCGGCUGUUGCGCCGACUGCAGUCGUGUUUGGCGAAGCCACCCAAACCAGUUUGCAAGUAUCCUGGACCAACAGCCCACUGGAGGACUGCAUCUUCCAGCGGAAAGUUGUGGAGAUUGCAGCGAACGGCAGCGAUUUUGUGGCACCGGCUGGCUGCAACUCCAUCACGGACUUGGCCACCACUAGCUGUGUGGCAACAGGCCUACAGUCUUGGACCACCUACACGGCGCGGGUCGCCGUGCUUUGUGACGACUGUAGCGAGACACCGACCGCUCAGCGUGUGCCUUGCAGCCCGGAGGAUGGCCCAGACGAUCGAUGCUUGAUACCGGUGGCUGGCGGCUUUACGCAAUGCUUCCGGAAGCUGGCGGCCCUCAGGGCGUCGAGCAACUACUCCUCGCCGAGCCAGCCAGCAACCACAUUGCCGAGGCGGGAGGCGACGCCGGUCUCUGGGACAGUGCAGGUGCCGACCGACUCUGGUCAGCGCGUCACGCUCGAGUGGGUUCCAGGUGUGGGCUCAGCGGGCAGCCCUAACAUCAGCUCAGACUGCGUCUUCCAAUCCUGGUUGGUUGAAAUUCAGAUCCAGAGCGAAAGCGUCUGGGCCAAGCCGGAGGGGUGCCUAGACCUCAUCGAUCCAACGGUCACGACUUGUACGGCCAUAAACCUUCAAUGCGACACGGCCUACAACGCUCGGGUACGAGCGAUUUGUACAUCGGCCCCGGCGAGCAGUGAUUGGAUUGCCUUCCCAGCCUUCCGCACGGCUUACGCUGGCAAUUGCUUGCGACCGGCAUCUCCUCCAUUGCUGAUCCGCAACACGAGCCGCACUGCAACCAGCAUCACUGUGGGGUUCAUCGCUGGGUCACCCGGGGACUGCGUCUUUGACCGGUUCGAGCUCAUGUACCGGGAGCUGAGCGCUACGACGUGGACACUGGCGCCGGCCACCUGCGGCUCCCUUGCCGUACGGCUCGGUCCCAGCUGCACCAUUUCCAAUCUGGUCCAGGACACGGCGUACACCUUCUCGGCCAGAGAGCUCUGUACGAACGGCGCGCCCUUGGCCUCACCUUGGGGACUGACCGAGGAGGCUAUCCGGACGGACUUGGUGCCAGCCGUCCAGGCGCCGUCCUUCCUGGACCCCAAUGGCUUCAUCUCACCCUCAGAGCCGCCAACGAGGCUCAUCGUCAUCUUCGAGGUGGACCUUAAGCUCGGGGAUCCGACCACCACGUUAAGUUUGUGUCCAAUGCUGUUGCCAAGCGCAACGCCCGAAGAUCCUGGCAUCUGCAACUGCGGCUCUGCGGAAGACUGCGCCGCCCUAUGCCUCACACAAGCGAACAUGCAAGUGGAGCUGGUGAGCUCCCGUGUGCUCAUGGCUCAGUUUGGAUCCCUGCUCCGCCCGCUGACGGGUUGCCCCUACAUUGCGCUCAUGGAGGCCGGGUUUCUGCAGACGCAGCUGGCUCCCAGCCGUCCUUCGCCAAGGACCGAGUGGAGCUUCAUCUAUUGGCCGCCCAUACCCAGCGGCACUCUGAGCUUGUUCAGCAGCACGGUAACUUCGCUCACCGUUCGGGUCAUCUGGAGCAUUCCAAUGACGACAACCUGUGGAGUUCUAGUUGGCUCCAGCACAAUGCAGCAGACCGACCCUCUCGACUUCACGGGAAGUCGUGAGUUCCUCGAAGUUCGAAUCACUGGCCUUACGCCUUUCACGCAGUACACGGUGAUUUGUACAGGGAGUGCCAUUGGUGACCCUGUGGUGACUGCCACUGUGUCAGAAAGCGGGUUAUCGACCGCACCGGACACCAACGAUCGACUCUCUGACAUUAUCGUCAGUGUCCAGGCCAUAUGCCCUGUCGUCAACACCGUGAACAACUCCACGAAUAUUUCUGUCGCGAACGUUUCCCAAACGCUUGUUCCCCUCGUGGCUGCCUUUACCCCAGUGUUUGAUCCUCUAGUUCGCCAUUACCAGCUGGUCGUGGAUGCUGAGGAUGUACGCGACCUGUGCAGCGCGAGCGACGUUGAAGCCAUCUUCAGGAUCGAGGUGGGUGCUGUCACGCAGAGCGCCUUUGCCACUGCAUCUGUUGACCAACCUGUUCAAAUCUUGGUCCAGCCACUUCCGGACGCGACCGGUUUCCUUCCACCUGAAGUUCCGCGGAGUCGCUUCAGCCAGGUGCGGCUCACUGUGGAGCCGCCACAGCAGGGACAAACCUUGCCGCAAGACUACAUCUUGGAUGUAGUGGUAGGUGUUCUGGAUGUCCGCUUGGAGUCGACUGACAUACCGACACUCCUGUUAGCUGAUGCAUCGUCUUCGGCGGAGUUUGUCAUCUCAGCACCGCGUGGUCUGGAGGCUUCCAGCCUCGGGCUUCGCAUCGGUCCUUUCCCACAGCUUCUGGGCCUCGCGGGUGCGGAGAACUACACUGAGAAUUUCCUUGAAAGGACCCGCUACAACUUCAGCGCCGCCAACCUGGUCGGGCUCGGCAGUCAGUUAACCGUCAUGAUACUGGUGCAGCCACCGCCCGGGAGCAACUUCCCGACCCUCGAAGUUCGCACCAUCUUCGUGGUCAGCUUUCAGCAGCCAACGGUGACCUCAAUUGAAACCAACAUGAUCAACAACAGCGUCUCCUUGGUGCAAAGCACCGUGAUCACUGUGGUGGGGAACCACCUGGCUGUCCCAGAUCAAUUCACUACUGAACCUUUGAGCGUCGAGAUCUUCGUAGCUGGUGUACCAGCAAACUGCACAACCUCCGACUGCCAAGAGCCUGCGCUGCAAGCCCUUCUCGAUGCCGGAGAGAUGAGUCUCUGUUCGGACCUCGUGGUCGUUUCCACCAGUACCUGUACAUGCAGCAUGGAGCCCACAGCCCACGCACAGCUUGCCAUUUGCCUCGUCCUUCGGACCGGCUUCUUCGCUGGCCGGUACUGCGCGGCCUUCGGCCCCCCGGGCUCCCUUCGGCCCGGCCAGCCUGCGGUUGGAGGCCUGUCGCAGCCAGUCCAGGACAUGUCCUCCUCGGAGCCCUUCAUAGUGAUUGUGGAUGGUGACCUUCCGUGGGACAAUGUGUCACAAGGUUACCUCCAGGUCUGGGCCACGCCUUUGUCCGAUGUGCCUGCAGAUGUCUCAAAUCCAGGCAGCGGUUAUCAGCCGCUUUGCUCCCAGGCGGUCCGCACGGACAACAACACCAUCCAAUGCUUCCGAACUCAGAACUUCAACAUCUCUCAGCUCGGAAGUUGGUCGAACGUCUAUGUGCAGAGUGGGCCAGAUGCCACCUCGACAAACAUUGUUGAGCGGGCGCUUCAAAUCAAUCAGCCUCGUAUCUUCCAGAUCACUCGCAGCCAUGAGUUCGAAGUGGGUGCUCUGGAAGUCACCAUCCAGGGGGAGCACUUUGGCACUGAGGCGAAUGGCAACAUGGUGGUGCAGCUGGAGACAUUUGGGUCAAACACGACGGCGGUGCCGGAUCUGUCCCUCGCCGAAGACCUCGGGCAGCCGACUCAUUCUGUAAAUUGCCAGAUCACCGACCACCAGGACAAGGAGGUGCGUUGUCGCGUUGAGGAUCAAAGUCUUUUCGGCGCCGAGGUUUCGGGCGAAUACUACAAUGAGACCAUUGAAGUGGACGAGGGCCGCCGUCUGCAGGAAGGAGAGCCUUUGGACCUGGAAAGGUUGGCUCUUCGGCUGUCGCAGCUGCCUGUGGCCUUUUCGGUCUUUUAUGAGCUGGACUGCAGCAUCUUGGAAAGGCUCAAUGAGACCUGUGGCAGCCGUCCUCAGAAUUUGUCUGCCCUGACGAGGGAAUGGCAAGCCGUCCGGCUGAAGCCUUGCCCCGCCGGGGAACGGCGAAGCAGCUACACGGGCACCGAUUGCAUCCAAUGCGUCCCGGGCAAGUUCAAAAGUGGUGUGGGCCCGGCGUUGACGUGCAACACGUGUGAGAUCGGCUUCUACAUGGGUCUUUUUGGCGCAGGUGCGUGCACGGUGUGUCCAGAACAUGAGACAACCAACAUCACGGGUGCUACCAGCAUAAGCUCAUGCGACUGUAUGCCUGGCUACUUCCGCACCAACAGCGGGGCCGAUUGGGAGCUCGCAAGCAACCAUGGCGUUUGUCGGGCCUGUCCAGCCGGGGCCAUUUGUGAGGGUGGGCCGAUGCUGCCAUACUCCGAGUCUGGGUACUGGACACCGGACAGGCUUAUCUUUUGGCCUUGCUUUCCGUCCCAUGCGUGCCUUCAAGGAGAUGAGCUGGAUCCAAACCGCUGCGAAGAAUCUCGCGAUCCCGCGUCCGUCCGGUGCGGGCACUGCCGCGCCGAUGCCUUUGCGCAUCUAAGUGAGUGCUACCUUUGCGGCACUGUGGACCAAGCGAUCUCUUGGGCGGGACCCUUCCUGGCUGUCAUAUUUCUGGUCUUUGUCUUUUUAGCGGCCUUGAUCCGCUCACUUCGAUCAAUGGACAUGGACCACACAAAGAUCCAGCAUCGAAUGCUCGAGAAGCACUCCUGGCUAGGUCGCCUUGCCGAGUCUGAUCAUGGCGAGUUCCGCAUGGUCAUCGUCAUGUUGACCUCUUUGCAAACGCUGUGGACCGUCUCCCUGAUGCCGCUUCCCUACACGCGAUUCACGAAAGACUGGCUUUGGACGUUGGGCAUUGUGGCAGCCGACAUGUCCAUCCUCCGGCCUCAAUGUGCCUUCAGGCUCUCCUACUUGUCGAAGUGGAUCCUGCAGUGGGCGACCUUCUUCAUCGUCGUGGUGGUGCUGAGCUUGGGCAUGCUGGCCUAUUGCCUCCACCAUAAGAACCGGACGAAAGACGUCGGAUACAUCAGCCCAAAGCGCGGCUUUAUGGGCGUAAUCUCUGUCACGAUGAUGCUGUUUCUACUCGUUCAUCUUCGUGAUGAUCUGGUCUUCCUCAGCUGCAUCCCUUGCGAGCAUGACAAGCUCUGUCUGGCCUUCCAGCCCGUCAUUGAGUGUUCCGUCAGAAACUGGGAGUGGCUGACGAUGAUGGUCCUGUCCAUCUUGGAUCUGACCUUCAUUGUCCUACUCUCAUUGCCGGUGAUCGCAAUCUGCAUCUACGCCUCCUGGAAGUGGCAGCACGGGAAAUUGCAUGGCUUGGCGGAGGAUUUCACUGCUCCUUGGUAUGUUUUCUUUUCAGAGUUCUGGGUGAAGCGACACCGGGGCUACAUCCAAGAAGUCCGCGAGGCUGUGCCAGAGUUUCAGAAGCUCUUCAUGACUGACGACAUUGCUGCGGCUUCAUCCAAGGAGGUGUGGCACAGGGCCAUCGACCUCAUCCUCGCCCAGGAGGCUGAGAAGGCCGAUGCAUUGUUGCUGCGGGUCAUCUCGCACAUGUACACGCACAGCGAGCGCUUCAAGAUGAUUGAUGAAGAUGAAGGUCCCGCGUGGGAAAUCAUCCGCUCAAUCAGGGGUGCCAUCCGGGACAGAUGGACUCGCAGUACAGCGCUCAGGGUCCGCACAGAACCGUCUUCUCGCAGCGGUGUGACCUCCGAGGUGAGCGCUGACCGCCCUGUGCCGCCUGAGACAGAAUCUGCCGUGGCAACAGUGGCGACGGACCGGCUGAUCCCCAUGGAGGAGACUGCACAGGUUCAGCGAGUACUCCCUGAUGAGCCAAUUGCUGAACCCGAGGAACCGGAGAAGUUGAAGGUGUCAGAUGUUCACCAUGUAAAGCUCACACUCGACAACCUGCUCGACUAUGCGAGGUGGUCGGUGCCUGGUGCCCGCGCCAUUAAGCGAGUGUUGUCGUACAGUUGGACUUUCAUCCUUCUCAUUGCCAGAUUCGUGAUCACAAUCUACGCCAUGCUGAUGCGACGAGAUCAAUCAGAGGUGCCAUUGGUGUACCUCCUCGUCACACUGACGUAUGUAAUCCUCGGCGCGAGUUUGCAGCCCUAUGUCUGGGCAUUCCUGAACGACUGGGAAGUUGCUGUUCACGCUCUGAUUUACGUGUUUCUCGUGUUCGUGAUUUCUGGCUGGUCCGACUUCGCCAGUGACGUGCUGGUGGUCGUAGCCACCAUGUCAGCCAUCGUGCCCGUCGUACUUCGUGUCGCGGUCAUCUUCUGUGGGCAGGACAAGGAAGACCCGGACGAAGAUCCCACCGUCACACAGUUCUCUGCCACCUACAACCUCGAGCGCUUGGGGCUGUCUGAAGGAACUAGCAUUUCACGGGCUUCCUCUGCUGUCGCCCCGAAGUCAACCGGAAGAUCCAUCCAAGAUGCCGGGCGCCACAGGGAGCAUGUCCGGAACUACAUCGAGUUGGUGAAGCAGCAGAAGUUCAGCGUUGUCGCGUCCACGGUCGAUGAGGAUGGGCAGGAAAUUGCGGCUGCCAGCAGCACGCAGGCUCCUGCAGAAGCCACAGGUGCUGGAAUAGCUGAUGGGCGCGACUGGGGCGGAAACGCGGAUAGCAGGGACCCCGGCAUCAUGCAUAUGAUCAAUAACGUUUGUACUCACCACGCCGAUCGUUUGUCGCUGACCGCCAUGACCAUCACAGAAGAAAUCGCCUACCUCCCGUCCUUUGCGUGGGGCCUGGUCGAGUGUUUGCGAUCGGCUGCCGUGGACAUCCGCAUACAAAGCAAAGCGUGGUCGACGUAUACGAAGCUCAUGGCUAGUACCACGCUUCUCUGUUUCUACCAGCUCGCGGCGCGGAUUCUCAUGGACAGCCUAGCCCACGACUACGUCAACGGUGUAAACUUAAACGAUCCGAUGGCCGUCCUUGGCUUCGUGACAGGCAGCACCCUGUCCUACAUCGUGCAGUGCCGGCUUUUUGCAUAUGCCGACCAUAUCAUGGGCAGCAACCGCCAAGGUUGCUGCCGGCGGCGCCAGGACAACCCGGCCCAGUCUGCCGGAUUUCAGGAUCGGCCGUUCGAGCCUCCUCGGGCUGCCUCUGCCUGCGUUUGGGUCGCGGCGUGCCUGAUUGGGCUGCGCGCCUAUCACAGUGGUGUGCUGCUGGCGGGCUACGGGGCGCCCCACUGGCUCUCCACCUUAGCUCGCUUCUCACGCAUUUCCUACCGGUUCCUGAUGGCCGUGGCCCACUUCCUGCGGGCGAGUGCGUACUUGGAACAUCCUCUGAACGAACGCCUCAGCGCACAGAUGAGGAGCAACAUGGCCACCCUGAGCCAGAUGAUGGUGGUCGCGAUCGUUUUGGGCACCUCCACCGACUUCCUCGUUGUGGCGAGAGGGGUGGUGCAGCCAGACGUCUUCUCUCAGGAUUUCACUGAUGCCGAGAUGGACACCUUAAACGACCUCUUCACUCAGUGGUUGCCCGUCACGCUGAUCAUCACCGGCACGAUCGACAAGCGGGCUCCCCAGCAAACCAUGAACGACCUCCGGGCCUGUGGCUUCAACAACGGCCUCGUGCUCUUCUUCCUCUACCUGGGCACCUUCCUCUUCGGGGCCUGGGGCGCGCGCGCCAUCCUCUUCGCCUCUUCCCCGGCCGGUCGGGAGGUUGCGGAGCUCGGCGGGGGUGCGCUGGCGCUGGCCAAGGGUGGGGCGGGCAUGAUGUACUUCGCCAUGCCAGCUCUCUUCGUGACGGUCCUCCCAUUCAUGGUGAACCUUGUGAACAAGGCCGCCAAUGUCUCUGUUCCCAUGUGGCCCGGUGAGGGCCUGACCUUCAUCACAUACCAUCGGAACGCUGCACACCUCUUUGUGUUGGCGGUGAUCUUGCAUGCUGCCGGCCACAUAUGGUCCUUCGUCAAGGCCGGGAGCAUUGAGAAGUACACCACCAUCCUCUGGAAGGGGAACGCGUACGCCUGGCUUUGGCCUUGGGGAACUGGUGUUCUGAUCCUUCUCCUGGGCCUCAUCCUCUACAUCUCCUUUUGGGCCAUGAAAAGGCAGUGCUACGACUUCUUCAUCCGCAAUAAGCGCGUGUUGGGGUCGCUGCUCCUGGUGCUUGCGGGCCUGCAUGGCUUCACUGCCAACUUUGGUCCGCCCCGGCUUUGGUGGUUCAUGUCCCUGAUCCUCUUUCUGUGGGUCAUUGACCGGACCGUCAAGCGAUCCCGGGCCAGCCAGAUCAGCUGCAGCCAGCGGAUCCUCAAGAUGCUCAAUGCCCAAGGUCAGUUCAACGGAGCGAUCCUCGUGUUGCGCUCAGAGGACACCUUUGUUGAAGCCGAGCCGGGUGCGGUGCUGCUGCAGGUGGUGGGCGUGAAUGGCCGUCAUCCGCUGACGCAGAUCGCGUAUCCAUCACCCAGCCGGCGCAAUCGCUGGCAGGUGGAGUACCACAUCCGACUGCAGCCGAAUGCCGAGAAGCAGAACUGGGCCCACCGCCUGUACGACCACGCCCGCGCGCGAGAGGGCACCGAGGAGCCGAUCCACCUCGAGGUGGCGGGGCCCAUGAACACCCUGGGCACCUUUGGUCAGGAGGAGCUGCUCAAGGACGUCCAUCGCCUGCUCUUCGUGGCCAUCGGUGUGGGCUUCACCGGCUGUGUGCAUCCCAUGUUCCACGCCCAUGAGGCCGAGAUACCACCGGAAGCGAUGCGGCUUUGUAUCCGGACCCCCUCCCCGGAGUACGCGGACGCUGUGGAGCCGGUUUGCGCAGCCUACGGCCUGCGCCGGGGGGAGCAACUGCGGAUCUCCAUCAGCGAGGACUCGUCACAAGCGAAGCCGGACGAGAGACAGAGCCGGUCCCAGUGGGGGAAAAUGCUCACUGGUGAGGUGGACGCCUUGUCCAAGGGCGGGGGUGGGCUGGUGCUCCUCUUCUGUUGCGGGCCAUCGCCUGCAGUGCAAGGCGUUCAGAAGUUGUUCCUCGAUGACAUGCGCGUUCGCAUGAUCGCUGAAGCCUUUGGCUGA
Messenger RNA from Symbiodinium sp. CCMP2592, 16521 nucleotides. Lineage: Eukaryota; Dinophyceae; Suessiales; Symbiodiniaceae. The record is from the annotation of a GenBank genome assembly.